CGUUAGCUUAUUGCACCGCACGGCACAUUUGUCCCAAAAAUCGUUGUGCGAAACAUGUCGACCGCGAACUUCUCCAAUCUGACUUCCGAGUUGGCAAAUUUCACGCGACCGCGAUUGGUCAGCCAGCAGGAACUGUAUGCAUGGUUCACCGUAACUAUAGUAGUCGGCGCUAUUGGCGCAAUAUUUACCUGUUGUCUGCUGAUGAUUAUGAUCGUUCUCAACAAAUUCCAAACCGGCUCCGGCAUCAUGAUCGCCCACUCGCAAAUUGUCGACUUCAUUAUCUGCACAAUUCUAAACAUUGUACAGAACGCCACCAUCCUGCAAGUGCAGAGUGGGCGGUUCACGCCCAUAGACUGCCGCACGGUGCAGUUUCUGCAAAUGCUGUUUGUCUUUGUUGGCAACUGGUCAGCGGUGUUCCUGGCGGCCAAUCGAUUCGUCGCCAUUGUCAUGCCAUUCUACUACAAAAAGGUUACCACGCACUGGACCCUGGCACUGAGCUUGCUCACGGCAUGGGCGAUUUCCUUAGGAUGCAGUUUACCGAUGUACCUUAACUUCAACGUGGUGCUAGGAAUGCAACCCACCGGUGCGUGUGGCACGUUAAAAAUCACCGGGCCAUUUUUCGGCAUCAUGGGUUUCGUGUCCACGUACCUGCCCAUCGCACUAUUGGGAGUGCUCUACAUAACGCUAUUUCUCCUUCAAAAAUUCAGCCGGUUUACUGAACGUUACCGGACUGAACCAUCCGAACGUCAGCGGGAGUCGCAUCGGCGGCGUAUUGCCUUGGCGAAAGUGCUGUUUUGUUCAUUUCUGUGGUAUUGUCUGUGUAUGCUGCCGCCACCGAUUCUGAUUAACUUUUAUCCGGAUGUCUGGCGACGCGAAUUCCGUUUACUCAUGUGGACGCGCACCUUGCUGAUGGUUGGAUACGCGGUUAACCCGCAUAGAUUUUAG
This is a messenger RNA of Paramacrobiotus metropolitanus, 945 nucleotides long. Its product is annotated as allatostatin-A receptor-like. NCBI's taxonomy places the organism in Eukaryota, Metazoa, Tardigrada, Eutardigrada, Parachela, Macrobiotidae. The record is from RefSeq and is a predicted model, not a curated record. The coding region runs from base 55 to 945 and encodes 296 amino acids. Gene Ontology annotation, molecular function: G protein-coupled receptor activity. Gene Ontology annotation, biological process: G protein-coupled receptor signaling pathway. Gene Ontology annotation, cellular component: plasma membrane. The transcript is spliced from 3 exons.